AUGCUAAACUUAAUCAAGCGCCCUUUCAACGUCAAGGAAGAUAGCGCCUGUUGUCUUCUUACGCUUAAAAGCUUGAGUGGUUGGCCCAUUCAGUUAAGCGGGGAAGCUGCUGGACCGUUGAGUGUUCUUGCCCGUAGCAGCGAUCGCCGUCUUCCAUCGAAUCGGAAAGGCGCCAAGGAGCUUGGAGCAUCGAAGAUUCUACUAGGCGAAGAUUCUACUAGUCGGUACAGAGACUGCCCCCCUGCUGAUAUGCUCGCUAACGUUAAACUAGCAUCCGAGGGCCGCUCGGAUAAGACGUCGACUUUGGCAGUUACUGAACCAUCGACUACUGAAUCUUCGCUUACUUAUUCUACCCGCCUUCCAAAGAAUCAUACGCUCAAUUUUUCCAGAAAUACCACCUCGAAGGGAACCGCUUCAUUGACUUGCUCCUCUACCGGGACUUGCACCACCUCAACGACUAAUAACACUUGCAUCGCGGUGGUAGUCGGAAGGGGAUUGGCUUGCGAAGUAGGAAUGGCUGUAAUGGAUCUUCAUUCGCCGGAGUUGAUCCUUCUUCAAUUUUCGGAUAACCAAACUUUUGUCAAAACGCUUACUACGCUCGAGUUUUAUGAACCUUCAGAUUUGCUAAUGCCAAGCACUGCAUGCGAUGCGACCAAAAUAUCUAGCAUCUACCGGAUUGAAUACCUUCAAACUAUCAAUUCUCGACUUGACUGCGUUAGCGAGUUUAUUGAAAAGAAGCCUCUUCUUUUUGGUGUACAGAAAGUUUUAGAGAAGUUUGUGGAUCUAGACCGACUCCUCUCCUCAUUAAUACAAGUUCCGCGCGUCGAAGAUCUCAAUGUAGCGGAAUCCUUAAUAACGAAUAUACUCGCCCUCAAGCAUGUACUGGAACUAGUUAGGCCUUUACGUGAAUCGCUUGAGCCUGCAACGUCUUCUUUACUGCAUGCCUAUUGGGAAUCGCUAGAUGAUUACCGUUUUCAGGACAUAAAGAACUUAAUAGGAGAAGUUGUCAACGACGACUCACAGUAUACACAGGGAUUUGUUAAUAUGAGAGCUCAAAAGUGUUUUGCUAUUAGGAAAGGAAAAAACGGACUUCUAGAUGUUGCAAGACAAACGUACACCGAAUCCCUUCAAGAUGUACAGGAUUUGGCUAGCGAGUAUGAAAAAAAAUAUGAGCUUCCUUUUAAAGUUUCCUUUGCCAAGUCCAAAGGCUUUUAUCUAUUUCUUAUUAUUCUUAUUUUAGUCAAAAGAAUUAUCGAUAUAAUAAUUUUAAUUACUUUUUUGGUAUUAUAA
Zophobas morio is the source of this 1290-nucleotide messenger RNA. Its product is annotated as mutS protein homolog 4-like. Lineage: Eukaryota; Metazoa; Arthropoda; Insecta; Coleoptera; Tenebrionidae. Gene Ontology annotation, biological process: mismatch repair; reciprocal meiotic recombination. Gene Ontology annotation, cellular component: nucleus. The record is from RefSeq and is a predicted model, not a curated record. Gene Ontology annotation, molecular function: mismatched DNA binding; ATP-dependent DNA damage sensor activity; ATP binding. The transcript has 20 exons. Bases 1 to 1290 code for a protein of 429 amino acids.